This is a messenger RNA of Lactuca virosa, 1663 nucleotides long. The record is from the annotation of a GenBank genome assembly. Lineage: Eukaryota; Viridiplantae; Streptophyta; Magnoliopsida; Asterales; Asteraceae.
AUGGAUAAUGGAAUUCAAACAAAGCUACUUAGACACGAUGAAGAGGAGAAUGAAGGUGACUUAAAAGAGAGGGUAUGGGUCGAAUCGAAAAAGAUUUGGAGGGUUGCAUUACCCGGUGUAAUAUCGAGGGUUUGUGCAUUUGGAACUAUUGUUGUGACUCAAUCAUUCAUUGGCCAUAUAAGUGACAUGGAUCUUGCUGCUUAUGCACUUGUCCAAACCCUAAGUGUUCGGUUUGUCAAUGGAAUACUUUUGGGAAUGUCAAGUGCAACCGAAACACUUUGUGGUCAAGCAUUCGGAGCGGGUCAACACCACAUGAUGGGCAUUUACUUGCAAAGAUCAUGGAUCGUCGACUUCUUCACUUUAACUGUUUUACUCCCAAUUUUCAUCUUCGCAACACAAUUAUACAGACUCAUCGGAGAAGAUGAAGGCAUAGCAGUAGCCGGUGGUUACGUAUCUCUCUGGUUCAUCCCCUUCGUCUACAACUUCGUCUUCAGCUUAACGAUUCAAAUGUUUCUACAAGCUCAAUUAAAGAACAUGGUGAUCGCAUGGCUUUCAAUUUUCCAAUUCGGGAUUCAUAUUCCAUUAUCAUGGCUUCUGGUGUAUAAAUUAGGGUAUGGACUUCCUGGAGCCAUGAUUGCUUUGUCGACUUCUUCUUGGUUUCUUGUCAUCGGAGAAUUUAUCUAUAUUUUUGGUGGGUGGUGCCCGCUUUCAUGGAAAGGGUUUACAGUUGCUGCUUUUAAAGAUUUGGUCCCUGUUGUGAAGCUUUCGAUAGCUUCUGGUGUUAUGGUGUGCUUGGAGCUAUGGUACAAUGCUGUGCUAGUCUUACUUGCGGGAUACAUGGCAAAUGCAGAAGUUGCCAUUUCUGCCUUUUCCAUAUGCUUGAACAUCAAUGCAUGGGAGUUUAUGAUAAGUCUCGGCUUCUUAGGAUCUGCAGUUGUGCGGGUUGCAAAUGAACUUGGAAGAGGAAAUGCUAAAGCUACAAAGUUCUCGAUUAAAGUGUUGUUGGGAACUUCUAUCGCGAUUGGAACAUUCUUUUUUGUUCUUUGCUUGAUUUUUGGCAAAAAAAUCGCGUACUUCUUUACAGAUGAUGAAAGAGUUGCAGACACUGUUGAGGAUCUUUCUUUAUUACUUUCCUUUUCCGUGUUGCUGAACAGCAUUUAUCCAGUUCUUUCAGGCGUGGCUGUUGGAGCUGGAAUGCAGGGUACUGUAGCAAUCAUCAACCUCGUUUGCUAUUACGUGAUUGGUAUUCCAAUGGGAGCUUUGCUAGGAUAUUUAACUGAUCUUCAAGUAAAGGGUAUAUGGAUUGGAAUGAUUGGUGGCAUUAUAACUCAAACACUUGCACUUAUGUACUUAACAUGGAGAACAGACUGGGAUGAUCAGGUUAAGAAAGCUGGCGAACGGCUGAAUCGGUUUUACGUGAAAUCUUCAGACGAAUCUGAGCAGAUUUCUAACUAAUGUUCUCAGAUGGAAAGAUUGUAUGUUACAAUAUGUUCUAGUUAUUAGUAUUAUUAUUUUUUGGAUUUUGCAGCUAUUGCUGAUGAUUGAGGGGUUUGAUUCUUUCUUGUUUGAUAGAUGUUCUUUACAUUCUAUGUUAGGAGAAUAAAAAUUUGACUAGUUUAGUCCUUGUCCUAUUGAUUAUUUCUAUCUACAAUCUUUAUACAAA